Messenger RNA from Pogoniulus pusillus (Red-fronted tinkerbird), 2310 nucleotides. Its product is annotated as UDP-glucuronosyltransferase 1A1-like. Gene Ontology annotation, molecular function: hexosyltransferase activity; UDP-glycosyltransferase activity. Lineage: Eukaryota; Metazoa; Chordata; Aves; Piciformes; Lybiidae. The transcript has 5 exons. The coding region runs from base 34 to 1632 and encodes 532 amino acids. The record is from RefSeq and is a predicted model, not a curated record.
UUUCUGAGUGGCACUCACCAGCUUUCUGCAGAAAUGGCCCCAGUGCUUCGUGCUCAUCUGCCAUCCACAGUGACUUUGGUUCUGCUCUCAUCUAUGCUCACUUUGGUUGCUGCUGGGAAGCUGCUGGUGGUGCCAGUGGAUGGGAGUCAUUGGCUCAGCAUGAGGGAAGUGUUGGACAGGCUCAGCCAGAAGGGACAUGAAAUAGUUGUCGUUGCACCUGAGAUCAAUUUACACAUAAAGCCAUCAAAGAAUUUAAUUAUGAAAAUGUACCCAGUCCCUUUCACACAGGAAGAGAUGGAUCAUGCUUUCUGGAGAAUGAGUGAUACUGCAUUUGAAGAAGGACCUUUUCUACAAAGAUUUCUUAAAACACGUGAACUGAUGAAGAAUAAUUCUGCCAUGUUUUUCUCUACCUGUACACACUUGCUGCACAACAAGGAACUUCUCAGUUACCUUGAGGAGAGCAAGUUUGAUGCUGUCUUUACAGAUCCAAUGCUACCCUGUGGGCAGAUAGUGGCUGAGUAUCUUUCCCUCCCUUCUGUAUUUUUGCUGCAGCAAAUACCAUGUGGUUUAGAUUCUGAAGCCACUCAAUGUCCCAGACCCCUUUCUUACAUCCCCAGGUUAUUUACAGACCUUACAGACCGCAUGAACUUUCUCCAGAGGGUGAAGAAUAUGCUCUUUGAACUCCCAAACUAUUUUCUCUGUGAUUUUGUUUUUCAACCAUAUGCACAACUGGCUUCUGAGUUUCUCCAGAGGAAAGUGACUGUGACAGGUCUUCUAAGCCAGGCUUCCAUUUGGCUCGUGAGACUAGACUUUGUUUUCCACUAUCCAAGACCAUUGAUGCCCAACAUGAUUUUUGUUGGUGGAGUAAACUGUGCUCCCAAGAAGCUAUCUCAGGAAUUUGAAGCUAUCGUGAAUGCCUCUGGAGAACACGGCAUUGUUGUCUUCUCGCUGGGCUCCAUGGUCUCUGAGAUUCCAAUGAAGAAAGCUAUGGAAAUUGCAGAUGCCUUGGGAACAGUCCCUCAAACGGUUUUGUGGCGAUACACAGGACAGACACCCCCCAACCUGCCAAAGAACGUAAAGCUUGUCAAAUGGCUGCCACAGAAUGAUCUUCUGGCUCACCCCAAGACUCGUGCCUUUAUUACCCAUGGAGGCUCACAUGGUGUUUAUGAGGGCAUAUGCAAUGCAGUGCCAAUGGUCCUGAUGCCUUUGUUUGGAGACCAGAUGGACAACGCCAAGCGAGUGGAGUCACGGGAAGCAGGACUGACACUGAAUAUACUUGAAAUGACGUCAAAGGACAUAUCCACUGCCCUGAAAGCAGUUAUUAAUGACAAAAAGUACAAAGAGAACAUCAAGCGCCUCUCCGAUCUUCACCUCGACAGACCCAUCCACCCCCUGGACCUGGCUGUGCACUGGGUGGAGUUUGUAAUGAGACACAAAGGGGCCCCGCACCUGCGACCUGCAGCUCACGACCUGAACUGGAUCCAGUACCACUCCCUGGAUGUCAUCGCCUUCCUCCUCGUGGUUGUGCUGCUCUCCCUCUUCAUUUCUCUGAAGUGCUGCCUGUUCUGCUGCCGCAGGUGCUGCUUUAAAAAGGGAAGAACAAGGAAGCCAGCCAAAGCAAAGUCCCACUAGCAGAUGAAACCAGUGGUAGGAGAUAAGACCAGAAGGCUCAGGGAACAACUCAACUUUCACUAAAAUAAUAACAGUUCCUUUAAACUAGCACUGUGGGAGGGGUUGAUUCACUGAUAUAAUUUUUGCCUUUAAUUAGGAAUCUGUUGUUAAAAAUAAUUUGUGUAGGAGUAAUUCAGUCACUUGGGAAGGUAUUACUGUGAAGUUCAAGGCUUCAUGCCUUGGUGUACAUGGUGCCUUUUUUUCAUUUCAACAUCUGUAUGCAAUGGAGCUAUAUUGAGAUUUCAUAAGACUUUGCCACGAGAGCUUUAGGGAGCCAUUUGCUAUGGUGUAAGACAGGUUUAUCAAGCACUUUAAAAUCUUGGUUAUAGGAUGGGUAAGUAUUACACACUGACAGCAUGUGUGCCUAGCCUGGCUCAUGCAACACAUCUUAAAUGGGUUUUGUGUUUACGACAUCCUGAGCAAAAUUAGUUUUUUUGACAGAGAAGUGGUUAUAAACCCACGGGUGCUUCACCCAAGUUCUCCAUCAGGCAGAGUGCUAGUACUAGAUCUUACCUGGUUAGGUGAUGAGGCGUUUGCAAGCAAUGUUUACAAAAUCCAACUGAAAUCCUAUUUGUAAAUGGUGUUCUGGUAAAGAUGCAAACCCCAGCCCCUUAAAUAAAUCCCCAAUAUUAACAACAA